This is a messenger RNA of Phanerochaete carnosa HHB-10118-sp, 867 nucleotides long. RefSeq lists its product as uncharacterized. Bases 1 to 867 code for a protein of 288 amino acids. The record is from RefSeq and is a predicted model, not a curated record. The transcript has 5 exons. Lineage: Eukaryota; Fungi; Basidiomycota; Agaricomycetes; Polyporales; Phanerochaetaceae.
AUGCCUCAAAAGAGUACUAGUAAAAACCAGAAUAAGGCCCCAGCAGCAGCUCCAAAGCCUCGCCCUCACGCCCCCAAGACCACUACUGUUGCUGCUGCCCAUCCAGCUGAUACACAGCCCACCGGCACCCAACUUCAAGCCACUCAGCCAACCAUUACCCAAUCAGACACUAUCCAGCCGGCUAUCAUCGAGUCUGCAGGCACCCAGCCAGCAGUCGCCCAGCCCGUCAUCAAUCAGCCUGCUGCCACCCAGCCUGCCCCAGCUGCCGCCUACCCUGCUGCGACUCAGCCAGGCCCCAUUGCCGCAAACACAGAAAUCAUUAUUCAAAACUUACAGGAUGCGUGGCUCUGUCUAUUGAUGAUCAAGAGUACUACUUACAGUAUUUAUGUUAUAGCUGAGUUGGCUCGGGCUCAGGCUGCCAUUGCAGCUGCUGCCGGCGCUCAAGCUGCAGGAGCUGGCGGUGUCCCUGCUGGUUCAAUUCCUAGGCCUAAGAGUAGUGCCGGAGGUGGCAGGAACAGCUUUCAUCUGCGAGAGGAGAUGGAUCUUAGAGAGUUGGAAAUCCAGAUGUUGAAGUACAACGUCAUUCUGGCUACCAUUCACCGCUGCGCUCACGCCGCAUCUAUUAACUUAAAGGGUGGCUACAAGCAUAUUAAGCCUGAGGACCUUGCGAAGGUCUUUGCUUUGUCUAAGAGGUUGCAGCCAUAUUUCACAAGGUUCAAGAACGACUGGGCAACUGCCGAGAUUCUCAAGCAGUAUAUGCACAGUGUCUCGCGCGACGCCAAGAAGAAGCUCAAGAUUGCCACGGCGAACAGCGGCGCAGAUGCCUGUGGUGCUCAGAGCCUUGAUGACGCUCUCAACGGCAUCUAG